Messenger RNA from Thalassophryne amazonica, 2306 nucleotides. RefSeq names its product casein kinase 1, alpha 1 (gene csnk1a1). Gene Ontology annotation, molecular function: protein serine/threonine kinase activity; ATP binding. Gene Ontology annotation, biological process: negative regulation of canonical Wnt signaling pathway; peptidyl-serine phosphorylation; signal transduction. Gene Ontology annotation, cellular component: nucleus; cytoplasm. The transcript has 11 exons. Lineage: Eukaryota; Metazoa; Chordata; Actinopteri; Batrachoidiformes; Batrachoididae. The record is from RefSeq and is a predicted model, not a curated record. The coding region runs from base 361 to 1497 and encodes 378 amino acids.
UGAGCCUCCCCGUGCUGUGUCGUAAUCGGUGUGUGUUUGACAUUUCCGACCGCACCUGAAGUGCUCAUGAGCCUGGCUGAGGGAGAAGGCGUCGAGAAGACAAGAUGGCGCAGUGAGUGGGCUGCUUUCGUCCACUCGGCCGCGGAGCCUUAAACUGAUUAUAGCGCUGUUUCUGGAGGGUUUUGUGGGCUGAGGAGGUUCGGUGCUGCGGUGUGUGUGUGCGCGCGCGGUUCGUUUGGGCGCUGAGCUGUUGCUGAGUCACGGCGCAGUUAGCCGCUAACUUCGCUCCGGGUUGAAGGUUCGGGCUCGGUCUUUGGUCUGUAUGUGUGACGGACUCUGAGCUGAUCUUCGGCUGAGAUUAUGGCGAGCAGCAGCGGCUCGAAGGCCGAGUUCAUCGUCGGUGGGAAGUACAAGUUGGUGAGGAAAAUCGGCUCGGGCUCGUUCGGAGACAUUUAUUUGGCCAUAAACAUCACGAAUGGGGAGGAGGUAGCGGUCAAACUGGAGUCUCAGAAAGCCAGACACCCUCAGCUGCUGUACGAAAGCAAACUGUAUAAAAUCCUGCAGGGAGGCGUUGGAAUCCCGCACAUCAGGUGGUAUGGCCAGGAGAAGGACUAUAACGUCCUAGUUAUGGACCUGCUGGGACCCAGCCUGGAGGACCUCUUUAAUUUCUGUUCUCGUCGCUUCACCAUGAAGACUGUCCUUAUGUUAGCUGACCAGAUGAUCAGCAGAAUCGAGUAUGUACACACAAAGAACUUCAUCCACAGAGAUAUCAAACCAGAUAACUUCCUCAUGGGCAUUGGGCGUCACUGUAACAAGUGUUUAGACUCGUCAGUGGGGAAGAGGAAAAGAAGCUUGGCUGUUAGCUCUUCUCAGGAUCCAUCUUUCUCAGGAUUAAACCAGCUUUUCCUUAUUGACUUUGGUUUGGCAAAGAAGUACAGAGACAACCGAACACGGCAGCACAUCCCCUACAGAGAAGACAAGAACCUGACCGGCACCGCCCGCUACGCCUCCAUCAAUGCACACCUGGGCAUCGAACAGAGUCGUCGUGAUGACAUGGAGUCGCUAGGCUAUGUGCUGAUGUACUUCAACAGAACCAGUCUGCCCUGGCAGGGAUUAAAGGCUGCCACCAAGAAGCAGAAGUAUGAGAAGAUCUCAGAGAAGAAGAUGUCUACUCCUGUUGAGGUGCUCUGUAAGGGGUUUCCAGCAGAGUUUGCCAUGUACCUGAACUACUGCCGUGGCUUACGCUUUGAGGAGGCACCAGAUUACAUGUAUCUACGUCAGCUGUUCCGCAUCCUCUUCAGAACCCUGAACCACCAGUAUGACUACACGUUUGACUGGACCAUGCUGAAACAGAAAGCCGCCCAGCAGGGGGCCUCGUCCGGGGGGCAGGGGCAGCAGGCACAAACCCCCACAGGCAAGCAAACUGAAAAACCCAAGCCUAACAUGAAAGACAGAAUUGUUGACUCCAGAGAGCGAACAUUCUCUGGGCUUGGAUGACAAGACAACCAAAGAAUAGGUCUCGGCCAAUGAGGAAGGAUGUCGAAGAGGAAGAACGACAACUCAAACUGUGUAGUUCCAUACAGAGCAGACAACAGGAGAAACUUGACCAACGGUUUGAUCCCUUCAGCCAGUGCGCCAGGGAGUCACUGAAAAAGUUGGAUGCCAAGACUCGGACGCUGGCAGAGCGUUGAAUCACAAAGGUUCUUCUUGAUAUAGAUGGGAAUGUUAAGUGUCCCAGGACUUCCUGUUUCUGCACCACCCUAGCAACUGUUCAGAGCCAAAUAUAUUCAGGUCACUUGAUUGGUAAUCCUUUCCCCAUACCCUGAAUUUCAUUUACACAAUUUUAGAUAUGGUUAGAAAUAAAUACAAGUAAACCAAUGUUGUUGUGUUUUUUUAAAUGUCCAGUUAUUUGGCAACACUUUCAUCAAGUGAAACAAAUACAAUGACAUGGUGUAAUCUGGAAACAUCUACGGGUACUCCUUAUGGAUUUUCAGUAGAUCAUCUCUUUUACACAGUUAUGCUGAUACAGAGGAGGGAGGGGAGGAGGAGAUAGUGUACAAAAACUGAGCAUGCAAGAAGGAGACGAGUGAGGGAAGCCACCAAAACACCCAAGACAACUCUGAAGAACUGAGAGGCUUCUGUAACUGAUUGGAGAAACUGUGCAAAGUGCACCUUCUGUCUCUUGCACCACUGCUCACAGCCUCACUAUGAAGUGGAACAGAGAAGGAUUUACAUCCCAAAAAAAAAAUCCCAGGAUUGCAUCUCUUACUUGCCUGUAGCUGGUGCAGUAUAACUUGAUGCAACAG